GGGCAGGAAAGGGGGAGGAGGAGGAGGGAGGGGAGGGAGGAAGGGGCGGUGAUGCCGCGGCUCUGCCCCCCCGCUGCCCCCGCUGCGCCGGGCAGGGCGCGCCCGCGGAGCGCACGGAGGGACCCGCAGCGCUGCCCAGGUAGGAGACAGGACAGACACGGGACAGCGGGCACCACGGGGGACGCGGGGCUGCGGGGCCACCGCUUGGCUGGCAACGCCCCUUCGGAGCAGAGUCCCCACGCUUUCCCCAGGUAGGGGACAGGAGACACCCCCAGGUGCGGGGUUGAGGACAUCCCCCGCUGGGACUGGGACACCCCAGUGUGGGACACGGGACUCUGCAGAGGGGGGGAUUAAGGCGGCAGAGAACUGUCCUGGGAUGGGACAGGGUACCGAGAACCGCCCGCAGGGAGGGGAACGGGGGUCCAAUGUAGGGGAGAGGACACUGAGGCCACCGCCACAGUCCCCACAGCGUCCUCUGAGGGCUGGGGGGUGCGUGCGGGAUCUGUUGGGGGAGAGGAGAGUGUAGGAGAGCUUUCUCCCACCCCAAUUUGGGGAGAGGUGCCCCAUAAGCAGCCUCCACCCCAUUGAUCCCACCCCCUCUGGCACCCUGAUUUUGGGGUGUCUCUCACAGAAUACCACAGCCCCAGCACAGCACAGCCAUAGCCACCCCAAAACAGGAAGGUGCUGUCCUCCUGUUGUGCAGGCACCCCACAAAAAGCAGAGCGCAGACCCCAGAGCUGCCACCCUCCAGCUUUAGCCACCCUCCAUCUUUAGCCACCCCGGUGGGCGGCAGUGGGGCAGCAAUGGGGCCGCUGGCGGCUGGGCUGCCCCAGCACAAAGAGGAAUGCGCCGAGCACAUGGUUCACAUUAGCCCUGCAGAUUGAUUUUUUUUUUUCCCCUUUAUUUUCCGCGGGGUGCAGGUGAAGGUUUGUGUGCAGGGCGAGGACUGGCAGCGCCGGGACCCGUUUAGGUUCUGCCGGCGGGGAGGGAGGGAGCGCAGCCACUCCGGAUUCUCCUUUUUCCUCCCUUUUCUUUGAGUCAGAGGCUGAAGUCAGCAGUGUGCCCGUCCCACAGCGAUUUCCCCACUGCACAGGAUGUGGGGAUGCCCGUGAGCAGGAUUUAGGGAAGCAGAGCUGCCCCACGCUGAAUACGGAGUGCUGCAUGAGACCAGGCAAUUCAUCACACAGCCCAUGUCCAGCCCGUCUGCUGUUUCUGCGAUGCUGCCCAGGAAGGCAGAGAAGAGGAUGGCUUCAUCUGUCUUCAUCACCCUGGCAUCCCCACGGAGGGAGGCAGCCCCCAGGGAGCAGCCCCGCACAGGGGUGUCACUGGCUGCCCCCGAGGGCAGCCCUCACCCCCCGAUGACCCCGGCACUGCCCAAUGGAGAAUCCUGCCCUCGCUCCCCAGCAGUGCCAUCGUCCCCACCGGCUCUUGUUCUCUCCGAAGCGCCCCAGCCCCUCUCCGCAGAGGCACUGGCUCCAGCUCUGCAGCAACUGGACCUUGCGGCUCCCGCCACGGUGCAGGUCAGGACCAUGAGUGUGCCUCAGUUUCCCCAUUCUCAAGGGCUUGAAUAUAAUGCGUGUUUUCCUCCUGCUUGCCAGGCUCCUUUUGCCCUCCCUGCUGAACUGAGGCCCCUCCAAGUUUGCCAGGGACAAGCAGACAAGCUGCAGUGGCAGGAUGCAAAUGGGCAUGUGGAGAGGGACAGCUCUCGAGGUAAGCACAUGGCCCUGGCUGUGGUGGUCCCCCAGUGGGGCCACCAAGGCAGCUCCCUGCCCUGCUCCCUUCCCACAGACAUCUGCGCCUUCUGCCACAAAGCCGUGGGCCCACAGGAGCCAACGGUGGAGGCGAUGCGGAAGCAGUACCACGCUGACUGCUUCACCUGCCGGACCUGCCAGCGACGCCUGGCCGGCCAGCGCUACUAUCAGAGGGAUGGCCGCCCCACCUGCGAUGCCUGCUACCAGGCCACGCUGGAGAAAUGUGCCAAGUGCCAGGGGCUGAUCACUGAGCGCAUCGUGCGUGCCCUGGGCAAAGGCUUCCACCCCGGAUGCUUCGUCUGUGCUGCCUGCGGCCGGGCCAUCGGUGCUGAGAGCUUUGCUGUGGACGAGCAGGGCAAGGUGUACUGCGUGGCUGACUUCUACAGGUGGGGCAGUACCAGCAGGGGGGUUCAGCUGAUCCCUGUCACCCCGUGGGUCUCACAUCAUCACCUCCAUUUUAUCCCACCAAGGAAAUUCGCCCCAGUGUGCGGUGCCUGCAAACGCCCCAUCAUCCCUGACGAGGACACCUACAAGAUUGAGUGCCUGGGACGUAGCUUCCACGAGAGCUGCUACCGCUGUGAGGUAUGGCCACAAAACUCAAAGUGUUGUCCCAGUGCCUCACAAAGUAUAUAUGGGGUUGGAGGCAGGCACAAAGCAUGGGUUGUUGGCGAGGUGAGCAGUACGGUGUACUGCAGGCAGCAUGGUGUAGGGCUGCAGGAAAGCCAUACACAUGGCUGCACUGUUUGCAGAGCUGUGGGACGCCGCUGUCACCGGAGCCGACAGAGGAUGGGUGCUACCCUCUGGGCCACCACCUGCUCUGCAAAGCCUGCCAUAUGUGCCGGCGGAACGAGUCGUCCUGCUGAACUGCAGGCUGUGAGAAGGGCCGUGCCACUGGGAUGGACCCACCGAGAGCAGCGGGACCAGCGCGUCAUCACCAGAGUGUGCCAGAACCCCAAACCGUGCAGCUCGGCCUCUGCCGGCUGCUCAUCGCAAGCAGAAAAAGAGCAGUGGUGGUAGAUGAGCUGAGGGUUUGUUCACUUUUCUUU
Molecule: messenger RNA, 2797 nt
Organism: Phasianus colchicus (ring-necked pheasant)
Lineage: Eukaryota; Metazoa; Chordata; Aves; Galliformes; Phasianidae
Source: RefSeq, a predicted model, not a curated record